Molecule: messenger RNA, 1110 nt
Organism: Acytostelium subglobosum LB1
Lineage: Eukaryota; Evosea; Eumycetozoa; Acytosteliales; Acytosteliaceae
Exons: 1
Coding region: 1-1110 (369 amino acids)
Source: RefSeq, a predicted model, not a curated record
AUGCCAUAUUCUUUGGAGAACAUACCAUUCUCAACAUUGAACACAUUGAAUUCAUUCACGCCACUAGAGUACUGUUAUCCAAAGUCACUCACAUCAUUGACCUUAAUGGUAUCAAUCGAUCUGGUUCACGUGUUUAUCGGUCUGCCACCUGGACUCCGCGAUCUGACAAUCUACUCUGAUGAUUAUAUGUUGGAACAACCAUUCGUCACUAGACGAUUGCCUGCGGGCCUAAAGGUACUCAACCUUUAUUGUGGCUUCAAUCAAACGAUUACCAAAGACUUGUUUCCGCCAUCGAUCGAGUUCAUUCUCUUUGGUGGACGAUUCAACAAACCGAUAACUGAGCUGCCAGCCAGUGCCACACACCUAUCCUUUGGCAAUCAGUUUGCUCAAGAGUUUGAUCAUCAACCAGUGCGCAACCUAUGGAUAAACAACCCGCUAACAUUCAAGCAUGACAUGGUCUUUGACAACCUCAACGUAAUGACAGCAACACAGGCCAAUCCCGAGUUUAUCAGACAACUAUCAUCAACGACCUUUCCCAACCUUGAGCGUUUACAACUUUUGGAAGAUAGCUUGACCGAUCCAAUCGCGCUGCCAAUGGAGAUGCCCUCGUUGCGAUUACUACUAUGCUCCAUUCAAGGUCCGAUCACACAGUUCCCUCAAGACAUCGAUGAGCUUGACUUGGGAUGUGCGCCCAGCCAGUUGCUCACUCCAUCGUUGUUGCCCAGUUCACUCCAAUCACUGGUCCUACGUGAUUACAAACACGUGAUAAAGGUUGGUGAUAUCCCAUCAUCAGUGACAUUACUUGGUCUAUAUAGUGUGGCGCACUUGCCAGAGCAAGGAACAUUGCCAUCAGCAUUGCGAUCACUCAUAUUGGAGGGAGAGGCCUCGACAGAGUAUGUGGCUGCUACACUGGCCAAUCAAUCAUUGGUCAACAUCACUGUACACCAGCAAGUAUACGGAACAUUCGUAUUUCAUUAUGAGCUCAAUCUGUUUAGGAUCAGCGACAACAUGUUCUUCAACCAUCCACAAAACAAUCUUUCAAAGUAUGGAUUCAUCCACCGCGACAAUAUCCUUGCACUACAUGCCAAGAAGAAUCGCCAUCAUCAAUGA